Molecule: messenger RNA, 1310 nt
Organism: Marmota flaviventris (yellow-bellied marmot)
Lineage: Eukaryota; Metazoa; Chordata; Mammalia; Rodentia; Sciuridae
Gene: Ntsr2
Product: neurotensin receptor 2
Biological process (GO): neuropeptide signaling pathway
Cellular component (GO): plasma membrane
Molecular function (GO): G protein-coupled neurotensin receptor activity
Source: RefSeq, a predicted model, not a curated record
GGGCAGCUCGCCCAGGCUCCGGGCAGAGAGAGGGAGGGAGCGCAGGCCGCGGGAGCCGGAUGGAGACCAGCAGCCCGCGGUCCCCGAGGUCCAGCCCCAGUCCGGGGCUCAGCCUGGACGCCCGGCUGGGCGUGGAAACGCGCCUCUGGGCCAAGGUGCUGUUCACCGCGCUCUACUCGCUCAUCUUCGCGCUGGGCACCGCGGGCAAUGCGCUGUCCGUGCACGUGGUGCUGAAGGCGCGGGCCGGCCGCCCGGGGCGCCUGCGCUACCAUGUGCUCAGCCUGGCGCUCUCCGCGCUGCUGUUGCUGGUGGUCAGCGUGCCCAUGGAGCUCUACAACUUCGUGUGGUUCCACUACCCCUGGGUCUUCGGCGACCUGGGCUGCCGCGGCUACUACUUCGUGCGCGAGCUGUGCGCCUACGCCACGGUGCUCAGCGUGACCAGUCUGAGCGCCGAGCGCUGCCUGGCGGUGUGCCAGCCCCUGCGUGCCCGCCGCCUGCUGACGCCGCGGCGCACCCGCCGCCUGCUGUCGCUGGUCUGGGCCGCCUCGCUGGGCUUCGCCCUGCCCAUGGCCAUCAUCAUGGGCCAGAAGCACGAGCUGGAGACGGCGGGCGGAGAGCCAGAGCCCUCCUCGCGCGUGUGCACUGUGCUGGUGAGCCGCGCCACACUCCAGGUCUUCAUCCAGGUGAAUGUGCUGGUGUCCUUCCUGCUCCCCUUGGCACUGACCACUUUCCUGAAUGGGGUCACCGUGAGCCACCUGAUGGCCCUCUACUCCCAGGUGCCAUCAGCUUCUGCCCCAGGCAACUCCAUGCCCAGCCGCCUGGAGCUACUGAGCGAGGAGGGUCUCCUGGGCUUCAUCACAUGGAGGAAGACCCUCUCCCCUGGGGGCCACCCCAGCCUGGUGAGACACAAGGAUGCCGGCCAGAUCCGCAGCCUCCAGCACAGCGUCCGGGUUCUCAGAGCCAUCGUGGCGGUGUACGUGGUCUGCUGGAUGCCAUACCACGCCCGCAGGCUCAUGUACUGCUACGUCUCUGAUGAGGCGUGGACCGACGCUCUCUAUGACUUCUAUCACUACUUCUACAUGGUGACCAACACGCUCUUCUACGUCAGCUCCGCAGUGACACCUGUCCUGUGCAGCGCCGUGUCCUCCUCCUUCAGGAGGCUCUUCCUGGAGUCCCUGAGUGCCUUGUGUGGCCAACACCACCCCAUGGAGCCGUUGCCCCCGGAAGCCCCAGAGUCCCACCCCAGUGGGUACAGCUUCAGGCCUUGGGGAUCCUCCCGAUCCCCUGACCUGGAUGAGAUACAAGCAUGA